CCACUGAAAAAUGGCUGAUAUAAUAUUGAACAGACAUUUUAUCUAGGUGUUUUCAUUCCAGUAAUUAUACUGAGGAUACUAAUAAUGUACAUUAUCACAGCUCUUGUCACACAAAAUACUCACUUCACUAUUCUGUUAUUGCGGAUUGAAAAUGCUGCUGUUCUUUAUUGUUUAGAUGCCUCAAUGCCAAAGAAGAGAAAUCGCAAAUUUGUUAUAGUAAAAGAGUGGCUAUGUUAUAAAAAAGGUGGCAACCAAGAUGGUACUAUUCAUCAUCGAGGUGAAUGUCUAGAAAUUGAUGAUGAAAAUUCUAAAGUUCAACUUUCUGAAUGUACUAGAUCGUUAGAACAACAAUGGACGUUCAACAGUAAACUAUAUUUUCUAUCUGUGGAUAAAAAUGUACAGCUGUGAUAUUUUAAAACAAAUGAUUUUUACUUACUUUUACUUACGCCUGUUACUCCCAAUGGAGCAAAGGCCACCGACCAGAACUCUCCAACCCACUCUAUCCCACAAUUCCUUCCUUUCCAGUUCUAUCCAAUUUUCGUUCAUUCUUCUCAUGUCUGUCUC
Messenger RNA from Schistosoma guineensis, 564 nucleotides. The record is from the annotation of a GenBank genome assembly. Lineage: Eukaryota; Metazoa; Platyhelminthes; Trematoda; Strigeidida; Schistosomatidae.